CGUGAGGAGCGUUCCAUUCGGCCAGCGGUGGGCGGUUGCCACAGCUGGUUUAGGGCCCCGACUAUUGGGGCCCCUUGUCAAGAGGAGGCAGCCUCCGGGCUGGGGAGGAGAAGUCGCUGCCACCUCUGGCAGCUGACGCGGUCCCCUGGGAAGGUGCACUUCCUGCCCUCAGUUCCCGGCCGAGUUCGGUCUCCCGGGUUCAGGGCCCGGCUCCCUUUCCUGGUCUCUGGUCUCCCGCUGGGCCGGUUUAUCUGGAGGAGAUUGUUUUCCAGGGCUAGAAAUUGGACUUUUGAUGAUGUUUGACCCCGCGGCAGCAAUAGCAGACAUCGUGAUAUCAAAGCUGGGCUCAGCUUCUGUUUCUUGCCUCUUGUAAUCACAAAACCCAUUUUGGACCAGGAAUUCCAAUCAUGUCUGUGAUGGUGGUGAGAAAGAAGGUGACACGGAAGUGGGAGAAACUCCCAGGCAGGAACACCUUCUGCUGUGAUGGGCGAGUCAUGAUGGCCCGGCAAAAGGGCAUCUUCUAUUUGACCCUCUUCCUCAUCCUGGGGACAUGUACACUCUUCUUCGCCUUUGAAUGUCGCUACCUGGCUGUCCAGCUCUCUCCUGCCAUCCCUGUGUUUGCUGCCAUGCUCUUCCUUUUCUCCAUGGCUACACUGUUGAGGACCAGCUUCAGUGACCCUGGAGUGAUCCCUCGGGCCCUACCAGAUGAAGCAGCUUUCAUAGAAAUGGAGAUAGAAGCUACCAAUGGUGCAGUGCCCCAGGGCCAGCGACCACCUCCUCGUAUCAAGAAUUUCCAGAUCAACAACCAGAUUGUAAAGCUGAAAUACUGUUAUACAUGCAAGAUCUUCCGGCCUCCCCGGGCCUCCCAUUGCAGCAUCUGUGACAACUGUGUGGAGCGCUUCGACCAUCACUGCCCCUGGGUGGGGAAUUGUGUUGGAAAGAGGAACUACCGCUACUUCUACCUCUUUAUCCUAUCUCUCUCCCUCCUCACGAUUUAUGUGUUCGCCUUCAACAUCGUCUAUGUGGCUCUCAAAUCCUUGAAAAUUGGCUUCCUGGAGACGUUGAAAGAAACUCCUGGAACUGUCCUAGAAGUGCUUAUUUGCUUCUUCACACUGUGGUCCGUCGUGGGACUGACUGGAUUUCACACUUUCCUCGUGGCUCUCAACCAGACAACAAAUGAAGACAUCAAAGGCUCAUGGACAGGGAAGAAUCGUGUUCAGAAUCCCUAUAGCCAUGGCAACAUUGUGAAGAACUGCUGUGAAGUGCUGUGUGGUCCCUUGCCCCCCAGUGUGCUGGACCGAAGGGGUAUUUUGCCACUGGAGGAAAGUGGAAGCCGACCUCCCAGUACUCAAGAGACCAGUAGCAGCCUUUUGCCACAGAGCCCAGCCCCAACAGAACAUCUGAGCCCAAACGAGAUGCCGGAGGACACCAGCACUCCUGAAGAGAUGCCACCCCCGGAGCCCCCAGAGCCACCACAGGAGGUGACUGAAGCUGAGAAGUAGCCUAUCUAUGGAAGAGACUUUUGUUUGUGUUUAAUUAGGACUGUGAGAGAUUUAAGGGGAGAAGAUAAACCUGAGACAGAGAGCAAGUGAGCUGUCCCUUUUAUUGUUUUCCUUUGGUCUUUAUUCACCCAACUGCACACUGGCAUUUUCUUGCUGCAAGCUUUUUUUAAUUUCUGGACUCAAGGCAGUCACAGAAGAUGUCAGUCACCUCUGGUAACUGGACAAAUGGGUCUCUGGGGCCCCGGCACUGGCUUUCCAUGGCCUCAGCCACGGAGUCUCCUUGGACUCCCUUGUGUUUCCUCCAGAUCCCAGCUCUCCUGCUUGGGAUCAUUGGGCCAAUUCUGGGGUUAAAGGUUCUUGAGACCGGCUCAGAUCCUCUCAAGCUGCUGCAUGUCCUGAGUCCAGAGACAGUCACAGACAACCCUGACCAGGGAAUCCUAAUUAGAUCCUUGGGGCCUUCAGAAUUGAAGAGGCUAGAGAGUGGGCUGGGAGGAUGCUCCUGGCUACAAAGUGCCAACAUUGCCAGCAAAUCCUUUCAGGAACGGGGCAGGUAACUUCCACUUGUAUUUAUUCAUGUAGCUUCUCCUUUGUCUCCUGCCCACUCUCUAACACCCAGGCCCCACUCUUCCAGUUAGAUAUAUGUAAGUAGUUACUGUAGAGAUAACAAUUCACAUUUCUUGUAGACUGUCCGGAAACUUUUUAAUACCUGUGCCAUCCUUAGUAAGAAUUUAUGAGAUGCCAAUGGCAUGGCCCCGUGCACUCUUUGUCUCACCUCUCCUCCUUUCUCGUUAGCCCCUUUUGUUUUCCUUUUGACUCCUGCUCCCACUAGGAGCAGGAAGGGCAGUAAUAAAAGUCUGCACUUUGGUGGUUCCUUCUCCUCAGAGGAAGCCGGAGUGCUCACUUAAACACUACCCCCUCAGACUCCCUGUGUGAGGCCUGUAGAGGCCCUGAAUGCACAAAUGGGGAAACCAAGGCACAGAGAGGCUCUCCUCUCCUCUCCUCUCCCCCUAUGUCCCCUCAAAAAAGAAAAAAAAAGGAAAAAAAAGAAUAACCAGUACUUCCAUUAGGCCUCGGCUGAGUGAGGAGGGAAAGCCCAGCACUGCUGCCCUCCAGGGUAAACCCACUCCAAGGCCUUGGCCCACCUCGGGCUUGGUAACCACACGGGGGCUUCCUCCAAGCCCCGCUCUUCCAGCACUUCCACCGGCAGAGUCCCAGAGCCGCUUCAUCCUGGGGGUGGGCCAUGGCCCCCAGUCAGCUCUGCUCAGGACCUGCUCUAUUUCAGGGAAGAAGAUUUAUGUAUUAUAUGUGGCUAUAUUUCCUAAAGCACCUGUGUUUUUCUCUUUCUAAGCCAGGGUCCUGUCUGGAUGACUUACGGGGAGGGGGGGGAAGUGUAAACCAGAACUUUUAAUCUAUUUGAAGGUGAUUAAACUGUGUCUAAUGCAAA
Messenger RNA from Mustela lutreola (European mink), 2946 nucleotides. It is a transcript of the gene ZDHHC9, whose product is annotated as zinc finger DHHC-type palmitoyltransferase 9. Bases 408 to 1502 code for a protein of 364 amino acids. Gene Ontology annotation, molecular function: protein-cysteine S-palmitoyltransferase activity. Gene Ontology annotation, biological process: peptidyl-L-cysteine S-palmitoylation; protein targeting to membrane. The transcript is spliced from 11 exons. The record is from RefSeq and is a predicted model, not a curated record. Gene Ontology annotation, cellular component: Golgi apparatus; endoplasmic reticulum. Lineage: Eukaryota; Metazoa; Chordata; Mammalia; Carnivora; Mustelidae.